This is a messenger RNA of Diachasma alloeum, 6703 nucleotides long. RefSeq names its product neuroblastoma-amplified sequence. Gene Ontology annotation, cellular component: Dsl1/NZR complex; endoplasmic reticulum membrane. Gene Ontology annotation, molecular function: SNARE binding. The record is from RefSeq and is a predicted model, not a curated record. The coding region runs from base 81 to 6383 and encodes 2100 amino acids. Gene Ontology annotation, biological process: retrograde vesicle-mediated transport, Golgi to endoplasmic reticulum. NCBI's taxonomy places the organism in Eukaryota, Metazoa, Arthropoda, Insecta, Hymenoptera, Braconidae. The transcript has 5 exons.
CAAGUGCUCCGGGACGUUUUGAGGUUAUGUGGCCUCACGGUGUUUAUAAAUAAAUAAUAAUUAGAUAGGAAUAAUAAAUAAUGGAGAGUAAUCGUGACGAAAUCGACGACGAUUCCAUUUUGUACGAGCUUUUGGAGUAUUUUGUUAAAGUACAAGAUCCAGAACUGAUCAAAUGGAAAAACGACACCGCAAUUCUCUCCACCCCGGGCACGAUAAAGAACGCCCUGCGCUACUUGAACAACCGCUACUCCCUCCCGGAGUCCAUCUCCCAGCAGAUAAGCCUGACCCUUCCCUGGAAGUUCUCCAUCGACCCCAACGGUCGCCUCCUGGCGCUCCUCCUGGAGAACUCCCUGGAGAUCCGCAAGUCGAAGGACGAGUUCUCGUCAGUGAUAUCGAAGGCAACAGUCCCCAAGGACGCCUUCCCCCAGUGGCGCAAGCUCUCCUGGAGCCCUGACGCCUCCCUCCUGGUGCUGGCCUCCAGCAACGGCAGCCUCUCCUUCUACAACUCCCUCGGCAACAACAUCUUCACAAUCACCCCGAGAACCGUCUCCCAGAGUCCGGACAUCCUCGAGGCAGGGGAUGCCAUCUCCUCCUUGAUGUUCAAACCUCCCAGGGAAGACAAGGAAAAAUGGUCCUACGAGUUUCUGGUGGUCACCUACAGUGGACUGCUGAAGUCGUACAGCAUCUCCGGGACUCAUGGCUUCAAGCACAAUUACGAAUUUUCGUUCGGGAAUUUCUUUCGGAAGGGAGUCAAUGCCUUCGCCUACUCGGAGAAGCACAAUCUCUACAUCGUUGCAGGCAACUGCAUCACCCAAAGCCACUUGGCGUCGCCAGCGGCGAGCAGCGGUCUCACCUCCUGGCGCCCCCUGAACGACUACCCCUUCUACAAGCUCUCCUUCACCUUCGAGGAGAACUCCACCUCGACGCUCUCCCUCUGGAGCCUGAUCCCCUCCUUCCGCACGCCGCCAGCCCCGGUGAUCUUCCGGAUCUCCAUCUCCCCGGGGUGCAGCCACCUCGUCUGCCUGCACACCGACGGCGCAGUCUCCCUCUGGGACCUCCCAAGCCUGAAACUCCGAAAGAAGUGGAGCCUCCCCGAUCAGCCGGGCUACGACGCCCAGAAUCCCCUGCCCCCGAAGAGGCUCCGCAGGAGCCCCACCACCUCGGACUUCCACCCCGUGGACAUCGGCUGGUGGUCGGACCACUCCAUCAUCAUCGCGAGGUACUCCGGAGCCGUCUCCGUCUGCUCAAUGUCCAGCCUGUCGAACCUCCUGGGCGCCAGCCCUGAAUUCCUCUCUGGCCAGCCCCAAAUCUCCGAGUUCUACUCGGGGAAGGGCUUCCUAGCCCUCGACUGCGAGACCCUGGUGACCUCGAAAAAGCGAAAGAGAACCCCCAGCCACGACGGCUCCCCCUCCGACGCCGAGGAAAGCGACCAGGAGGAAGACGAACUGGAGCCAAUAACCCUCCUAGACUACUCCAUAAACCUCCUAAAAUCCCUGAUCUACUCCAUAACCGACAUCGAGAGGUUCCAGCCCAAGCGAAAGAAAUCAAAGAUCCUGCAGAGGACCUACAGACUCCUGGGGCUGAAGAGCACGACCCCCGAGGAGCUCUACGCCCGCAAGAUCGACAUCGAGGAGUACGAGGACGCCCUGAGCCUCGCCAACACCUACAACCUGGACAAGGACCUGGUGCACCAGACCCGCUGGAGGAAGUCCGAGUUCUCGUUGGCAGCCAUCAACGACCACCUGAGCAAGGUCUCAAAGAGGUCCUGGGUCCUCAACGAGUGCAUCUCCAGAGUGCCAGACACCCUGGAGGCGGCCAGAGAGCUGUUGAACUUCGGUCUUCGAGGGGCCAACCUGGAGACAUUCCUGUCGAUAUCCACCCACGACGACGGCAAGCUGAUGGACGAGAAAGUCAACGAGGAGCUGGCAGAGCUGAAUCGUGGACCCAACAGUCUCAAGCAGGUUCAGAAGAUCAACGACCUGCUGAAGGGGAUGAAGGAGGGCCUGACGGAGCCCCAGAAGGAGCUGAUCGGUUACAGAAGACAACUGCUGGAUCACCUGGACAAACUGAAGACCUACGAGAUCCUCAUCGGGGAGGGCUUCAAGUACAGAAAGGAGUUCUACGAGAAGUUCAGGAGGCUCUCGCUCCUGGAGAAUGCUGUUAAAUUCGCCAGGGACUGCGAUUACAGGGCUGUGGAGAUCAUGUUCACGUAUCACGGGGGCAAGCUGAUGCCCCACUGGCUGGCGAUAAUCAGUUGCUUUCCGGAGACGCUGAGUCCUGGGGAGUACGAGAAGUUACUGCCAGAGUGCGACAGUGAGGGACAGCUGUAUCUGCUGUAUCAGAAGGAGUUGAGGACCAGGGACUGGUCCGAGAAGUCCCAGUUCGAGGGGAUCGCCUCGGGGGAGUCCACUGGGGACUCAGAGACGAUCUACGAAGACGAUCCCUCAUUGGCCCCCUACAGAACCACAGAAUUAACGAUGAACUUGCUGACCAAGUGGUACAAAUCUCGGGCUAAUCAGAUUGAACGAGAUAGCUGCAUCGUGGAGAAUGCCCUUGAACUGAUUAAAAUAGGAAAGUCACACAGGAUUGAUGGCCUCGAGGACCUCCUGGUGGAGCUGGAGACCCUGAACGACCUCAUUUACAAGAUCUACCUGGAGGACAUGUCCCUCGCGCAGCUGGAGAAGCUGUCGAACCUCCAGAAGCUCCAGCUGCUGAUGAGCAGAACGACGGAGGAGAGCUUCAUCAACGACAUCACGAGUUUUCUGCUGCCUUUUCUUUAUAGGAGGCAGGAGCACCUGGACGUCGCCCUCGAGAAGCACCUGUUCAGAGAGUAUCUGGUGGAGUUGAGUCAGGCUGACCUGACGUUUCCGUCGAUUUUGUUCCACAAUCUGGGCCAAGACCCCAGGAUCGUCGAGGUCAUUGAUGACGUAAUGACACUGGCUCUAGGAUGCAUUCACUCGUGUGUCAGUCCUGACAUGUACGAAAAGGCUAGAGAUAUUUUUGAUGCUGUAUCAAAGAAUUUCAGUAUUAAAGACUCUUCGAGGUCUGAGAAUCCUCUGGACGAUCUUGGGAAGGAGCUCGAGUGCCUGAAGAUACUGAAUAAGUACCACGUGAGCUCGACGAUCAGAUUUAUAAGUGAGAAUAAGGAGAAUCCUGAGCCGGUGAGAGUCCUCCUGAACGAGAUGGCGAGUUCGUUGAAGGAGAGAUCACCUGCGCCCCCUCAGGAGGCUUGGACGGAGCUUCUUAAUGAUAUCCUGGAGGUCCAGGGACUGGUAUUCAACUGUAUAGAAACGGAGAUUUGUUUUGAGAUAGUGGCUUCGACGAAAUUGUCGUCUGGAGUGAAGGCCAAUAUUCAGGAUUGUGUUUCUCUGAUCGAGACGAGGAGGAAGGAGGGAUCGUUUCUGAAGAUAUCGUACCCCAGGGCGAUUGAACUGGUCGUGGAGGCGGCCAGGAGGUACUUUGACUCUUCGAAGAGUCUGCAUGAUCCAACGAUGGAGCUCGCCAAGGCUUGCUUGAAUCUCAUUGAUGAGGAUGAUAAGGUGGUGCAGAGGGAGUUCGAUCUGAUCAAUGCUCUUCAGGUUCUGGAUGAGUUCAGUUUGAAUAUUCUGCCACUUCAGGUACGAAACUGCCCGAACAAGCUCAAGCUAAUCGAAAACUGUCUCGACACCUGUGAGGGUGCCUACAAGCGCCAGCAGCGUCUCCUAACCCUCUCCUCCUACCUCCACCUAGACACCCACAACCAAAAGCACCGCGAGGGCAAGAUUCUCUCACUGAUCGCCACCAAAUCCUUCCAAGUCGAGGACUUCGCCACCUGCGCAUCCACCUGCAAACAGCUCAUCGACAGCAGCUACUCCCCCGCCUGGGGGAUUAUCCACAAGCUAGCCUCGUGUCAGAGCUACCCAGACCUGGAAUUCAAGAAACGCUGCUUCUGGUUCACCAUCACUCACGGCCCCCCUGACAUCCUCGAGGACUCCCUCAGGCAAGUCCACCUCCUCGAGAUCCAGUUGCUGAACAAAAACCUCGAGACCUGGAUGUCCUCUCACGCCUACGACGAUCUGGCAACCGAUCCCGACGAGGACAGCGACCCUGACGAUGACUUUGCAGACGCCAUCACCACUCCCCAGGUCGAAUCCAGGGAGUUCGUCCCCAAGAUCCUGGAGACGUCGACUGGAAUCGUCAAGAAUUCCGCCCAGAUCUUCAAUCAGUCCCUCGGGAUUCUCAGGAGCGUCAGCAAUCAGGGAUUCUGGAGGGCCGCCCUCAACAUCAACCGGAAAAACGUCUUCGAGGACACGUACGACGUCGAUGAGGACGCCACUCUGGAGAAGUACAGGGGAAUUUUGCAGAGCUUUCCGUUCUUCUAUCAAUCGCUGCACGAGAAUUGCCUCGUCAGCAGGAUCGACACGAGGUACUCCAAGUACUCUCAACCCGAUGUUGAUAAUACGAAGUUGAAGAUGUGUCAGACUCUCGUGAGGGUCGCGUUGCUCAGCGAGACGGCUUCCUAUGGGCUGGAGAUUUCUGACAUCAGACAUUUCUUCGUCCAGUGCUGCAGUCAUGUUAUGAAUGACGACUGGACUCUUGGGUUCUCGUAUCUGCUGGCUUGCGGGGGGGAUGUUGAGGAGGUGAUGAGGGGGUUGAAGAGGAGCGAGCUUCAUGUUCAGGGGAUUAUUUAUUUUUAUGGGGUGCAGAUGUUUAGGGGGAUGUUCCCGGGGGAUGAGAGGUAUCUCUUGUACGACCCCAUGGAGGUGGUGAGGGGGAUGGUUGAGCAGGCGUGGGGGGGCGAUGAUGAGGUGAAGAAGGCGAUUGUUUACUGGGUUGAUAAGCUGAGAGAGGAGGAAGUUGAAGAGGUGAAUGGAGGGGAGUCGAUUGGAGAACAAACGGUUGAGCAGGCGAGGGGGGGUGAUGAUGAGGCGAAGAAGGCGAUUGUUGACUGGGUUGAUAAGCUGAGAGAAGAGGAAGUUGAAGAGGUAAAUGGAGGGGAGUCGAUUGGAAAACAAACGGAAUUGGAGAAAGAGGCAAAUGACUUGGGGGGAGGGACUUUUAAAGUGGUUGAUGAUGUGGAGGGAGACUGGGGGGAUGACGCCUGGGGUGAUGAUUUCUCGGCGGAAGUUGAGGAGGAAGAAAUUGAGGGGAAUGAAGAGUGGAAGGAGGUGGGAAAUUUGGGGGAAAGCGGGAGCGCUGAGGGGGAUGAGGCUGGGGGUGCCUGGGGUGACGCUGAAUUCAAUGAUGACGAUAUUGUUGUUGACCUUGAAGAGGUCAAAGAUGAGGUUGAAGAUGAUGAAAUUGAUAAGGUGAUUUUAGAUGGUGAAAAAGAAAAUUGUGAGGGUUUUAAACGAUUGGAGGAAAAAAAAUGUGGGAAAAUUGAGGAUAAUGGGGAGGGGUGGGGGGAUGAGAGUGGAUGGGGUGAUGAUUGGCCAGAGGAUGGGGAGACGGCGGGUGCGGUUGAUGAAGGGGAAACGAAAAUUAAAGGAGAAGUGGGGGAAAUUAGGGAAGAGAAGAUGGAAGUCAGUGAAGAAAAGGGAGAAGUUGAUGAGAAGAAAGUGACAGAAAAAAUUGAUUCAGCGGAGUUAUCUGAAGGUCAAGAGUGGGGCGAAGAGGGGGCUGGGUGGGACAGUUGGGGGGACUUCCCGGAAGUUGAAGAGGACGGAAUUGUGGGAGAGAAAUCGUCGGGUGGGGAUUUUCCGACUGCGAGGGAAGACGACAUUCCGAUUGUUGAUGACUCCACGGAGGAAGAACGGUUUCAAAUAUUUGAGGAUUUAUUCACGAAUAUGGAAAGCAAGAAUGAUUAUGAGAUGGUGAAGGAGGUGCUGAAGAGGUGGCCGCAGUUCCAAGAGCCUGAAUUUGUUUGUGUUGAUAAAAAUCCGGUUCUUCUGAUGAUUGAGAGAGUCAGUUGGGUUUUUGGGGGGAAGGGUCAGUCCAAAGGGGAGAGCAUCGUCCUGGAGGAGUAUAGGGAUCUUUUGCGAGGGCAGCUAAUUCCUGAAGAGGUUCUCCAUCAAUUUAUCGAAAAGAGUGACGAAAAAUCCAGUCUCGAAGAAAAAAUUUUCCUCAGACUAUCCUCGAAUAUCCCGGAGCUCCAUGAGGAAGCUGUCGACCUGAUGAAGUCCUCGAACCUCUCUGAAUUUCCAUUACCAAUCCUCGAGGAAGCUUUCUUCAAGAACUUAACACCAUCAUUCCCUCCCCACCACCCGAUCUACGAUAAAAUCCUCGAGCAGAUGUUCCUGAAUCAUGAUUUACCUGAGCUGGAGCCCAACAUGAGGAUAUUGAUAAAAAAAUUGAUGGAGCAGAAACAUAUUCCUUAUGCGGUUGCCCUCUGGAACCAACUGGCUGGUGUGCCACCAGCAUUGACCACCUUCGAGAGUUGCUUUCAGCUUUUAAUGAAGGAAUAAAUUGUCUGAUUAUUUCUAAUUGCAAAAUGAUCACCAAUCGAGUGUUAAAUUCAGUAUCGAAGUGGCAUAAUGUAAUGGAAGAGUUUUUUGCACGUUCAAAUGUAAAAUUAUGUCAGUGAUGAGCACACAAACGAUUAAAUUUAGCAGAAAAGCCCAGCAACUCGAUAGAAAAUUCUAUUGAAUUUCUAUUGCACUUCAAUGGAAAAUUCCAUUGAUUUUUGGUCAAUUCCAUCAAAGAAUUCUUCAAACUCAAUUUUCAAUGGAAAUCCAAAAAGAUUUUCUAACGAAUUCAGAAAUUUUUCAUAGGUAUAAAUUGAAAA